UGGUGCAGCGUUUCGGCAAUUUUGUAUGGUGAAUGUAGCGUACCCAGUCCACAACACGAAUACGCGCUUGAUGGAUUGAGGGGAUGCCGGCACAGUAACAAUCUCAUCGAAGAUGGCCGGCACCUGCUAUUGCCCCAGCCACCUUCUGCGGCUAGUUUUAUCGUGCCGGAAAAUCACAGCCCAGGUCACUAGUACUUCCACAUCAUCCAUCAUAGCCAUGGCCUCAUCUUCCGAGCAAGAAUUCGUUGCCCAUUACCGCGCCAAGCUCAAUCGAUUUCCCAGAUCCCAUCACUUUUGGGACGCAAAGGUCGCCUCUCGCGUCGGCGAGAAGCUAGGUUUCCGCCUCAGAGAAAUUGGGGUCAACGCAGUUGAAAUCGACGUUCUUGAAGAAAAAUCUAGGCCGGUUCACCAUCGAAUGAUGGUCUUACCGCUUUUUGACUCCGUCAAACGCGUCGGCGUGGAGGUUUCCGGAGUCGAGAAAUUGUCGGGUGGCUUACAUCCAUGAUUAGAAAAUAUCAUCCAAACAAAUAUCUAGUGCUGUAUCUACACAAUCUGUUAGAGCUAAGUCAGAUCCUACAUGGGAGCAUUGUAUUGAAAUCCAAAUAAAAAGGGUGGCAAACCUCGCUUAAGAUGCCUAUACUGUGGAAAGGAAUUUGGCGGUGGUGGAAUACACAGACUGAAACAACACCUUGCUGGAAAAAAAGGAGAUGCAAUUAGUUGUAAAAGUGUGCUACAUGAUGUUCGCUAUCAAUUGGAGGAAAACUUGAAAGAAAUUGAUCAAAAGAGACCAACUAAGAAAUUGAGAAUAUAAGAAGAGGAUAAUCCAUUGGAAGCAGAUGAUGGAAUUGUGCAAGAAAUAAUUCCUCCAAGUUCAUCUCAAUUAGUCAAAAAAAAGGCAUCUACAGCUGGAGACAAAUUAUUUGCCCCAAGGACAACCUCAGGAGCAUAGCCAGGAAUUUGAAGUGCAUUUGCAAGUAAAGAAGUUUGGCAUAGAGCGGAUUUAGCUGUGGUUAGGUGGUUGUAUGAUUGUUGCAUUCCUAUGAAUGUUGUAAAUUCUGUUUACUAUCAGCCUAUGAUAGAUGCUAUUUUAGCUAUUGGCCCUGGUUAUAAAGGACCAACUUACCAUGCCGUGAGAACUAAAUUAUUGCAAGACAUGAAAAAGGAGGUGCAAUUAUUGGUUGAUGAAUGUAGAAACUUUUGGGCUGAGACUGGAUGUACAAUAAUGGCUGAUGGUUGGCAGAAUCAAAGAAAUGGACAAUUGAUUAAUUUUCUUGUUUACUACCCUAGAGGAAUGGUCUUCAUUAGAUCUGUUGAUGCAUCGGAUAUUGUUAAGAAUGCUCAAAAUCUUUGCAACUUAUUUAUGGAUAUUGUUGCUUUUGCU
Prosopis cineraria is the source of this 1381-nucleotide messenger RNA. RefSeq lists its product as uncharacterized. The record is from RefSeq and is a predicted model, not a curated record. Bases 113 to 505 code for a protein of 130 amino acids. NCBI's taxonomy places the organism in Eukaryota, Viridiplantae, Streptophyta, Magnoliopsida, Fabales, Fabaceae. Gene Ontology annotation, cellular component: ribosome. Gene Ontology annotation, biological process: translation. Gene Ontology annotation, molecular function: 5S rRNA binding; structural constituent of ribosome. The transcript is spliced from 2 exons.